AUGGCAGGUCUCACCAUCAACUCUCAAUAUGCUAUGCCUUCAGGAUACAAGAUUCCUAUUCUUGGCUAUGGUGUAUAUCAAACACCCGCAGAUAUUGCGUCUGAAGUAGUUCAGCAUGCAAUCAAGGUCGGCUAUCGCCAUGUGGACUCCGCGGUAGCCUACCGGAAUGAGCAAGCAUCUGCGGAAGGAAUGAAGAAGUCCGAGAUACCGAGAGAGGAGUUGUUCUUCACGACGAAAAUACCCCCGAAAGACAUGAGUUACGAGAAUUCAAAACGGCACAUUGACAAUACACUCAAGAUCACCGGUUUCGAUUACGUUGAUCUCUACCUUCUACACAGUCCUUAUGGCGGUAAGGAGAACCGCCUCGGAGCCUGGAAAGCGCUCGUUGAGGGUGUACAAGAAGGCAAAAUUCGAUCUAUUGGUGUAUCAAACUACGGUGUGCAUCAUCUGGACGAACUGGAGGCGUGGAUCAAAGAGACGGAGGCCAAGGAGGGAGAAGGCAAGGGUGGAGUUAUCAGCAUCAAUCAGAUUGAGCUUCACCCCUGGCUUGCGCGUCCAGAUAUCGUCAACUGGUGCAAGAAGCGGGGUGUGCUAUGCGAAGCAUACAGUCCACUCGUGCGCGCGACGAAGAAUGAAGAUCCGCUGCUGAAGCCACUUGCGGAGAAGUACAAUAAGACGCCUUCCCAGAUACUGUUAAGAUGGAGUUUGCAAAUGGGAUUCGUACCACUUCCUAAGUCUGUGACCAAGUCUCGUAUCGAAGAAAACGCCCAGAUCUACGACUUUGAACUCUCGGCCGAGGAUAUGAAGAGUUUGGAUACUGGAGUGUAUGAGGUCUGUGCAUGGGACCCCACAGUUAGUCACGAUUAA
Alternaria atra is the source of this 867-nucleotide messenger RNA. RefSeq lists its product as uncharacterized. Gene Ontology annotation, molecular function: oxidoreductase activity. The coding region runs from base 1 to 867 and encodes 288 amino acids. The transcript is spliced from 2 exons. The record is from RefSeq and is a predicted model, not a curated record. NCBI's taxonomy places the organism in Eukaryota, Fungi, Ascomycota, Dothideomycetes, Pleosporales, Pleosporaceae.